Messenger RNA from Paecilomyces variotii, 1067 nucleotides. RefSeq names its product membrane-associating domain-containing protein. The record is from RefSeq and is a predicted model, not a curated record. Bases 123 to 635 code for a protein of 170 amino acids. NCBI's taxonomy places the organism in Eukaryota, Fungi, Ascomycota, Eurotiomycetes, Eurotiales, Thermoascaceae. Gene Ontology annotation, cellular component: membrane. The transcript has 4 exons.
GACUCGGAGGCCUUUUGAAGAGAGCAGCCGCUUCCACCAACCAGCUUCCACUCACACGACAACUCUUCGACAAUUCCUCGAAGCUUGACAACACAGACCAGUCAACUCGACCGCUAGACACCAUGGGGCUCUCACUCGGACUGACACGACCCUUGUUGCUGCUCACCCGCGUGCUGCAAUGGAGCAGUGCAGUCAUCGUCAUGGGUAUCACCUCGUACUUCAUCAACAUCGGUCCUCGUGGUGAGCACAUCAUCUACCAGGAAGUCAUUUCGACUAUGUCUGUUGCUUUCUUCCUGCCAGCCUUCAUCUCACCGUUUAUGCCCAAUGUCCUGAGCAAGUUCGUCCUGGCCAUUGAUAUCAUCUUCUCUUACUUGUGGUUGACUGCAUUCAUCUUCGCUGCUCAGGAUUAUAACUGGCGCGACUGCAGAACCCACGCUCCUCCUGGCAGGGGUAGCUGCUCCAAGAAGAAGGCUAACGAGUCUUUCAUCUUCCUCGCUUUCUUCUUCACCUUCGUGGGCAUCUUCCUUGAGGUCUCUGCUCUGUGGGCCGCACGCAACUCGACCUCUCCUGUUCACGAGAAGAACAAUGGCGCGGCUGAGACUCGUGCCGCCGAUGCUCCUGCCGCCACGGCUUAAAAAUUUCCACUGGCCAGCCGCUAGACCAAGUGUCUAGCCAUCGCUAGUCCCUUACUUCCCUGGCAUGACAAAAACAAGCACGCAGCGCGUGAGUGAUCGAUCUUUCGAGACCUCUCACCACCCAGGGAAGCCUGACGACGAUCGACUAAACGGUUCAUUCUAUUUUAUGUGGCAUGUUCUUUAAUGUGGCACGUGCGAUAUGAUGAUACGAAAAGAGGAGUGGCUUGAUUUUAAGGCUAGUCCUUUAAAUCUGCUUCGUUGCGAUAUAAGGUCUGUGGAGAGACAUUCCCCAGUUUCCCGCACCUUAUUCCGACUACUUCCUCAACUCUCCCUCUAAUGCUCCCGCUAAUAUACCUUAAUGUCUUAAUCACCGUCACCAUCACACCCAUCCUGUUUUAAUAAUACCUUUUUGAUACCUUGUGAUGUUUCUAU